AAUAGAAUUGUCCAACUCUUUGAGACGAACACCUAUUCGGUUGUCAACAUUUUCGACGUAACAUUGCGGCCUCAGCUUAAUGUGACUGGUGCAGUUGAGGUUCCGGAGGGCAAUGGUUCUGGAGUAGUCUGGGAUGGACAAGGACAUAUUGUGACAAAUUAUCAUGUAAUUGGUAAUUCCCUCACAAGAAAUCCAAGCCCUGGGCAGGUUGUUGCGCGGGUUAAUAUUUUAGCAUCAGAAGGGGUACAAAAGAAUUUUGAGGGCAAGUUGGUUGGUGCUGACCGCGCAAAGGACCUAGCUGUUUUGAAGGUUGAAGCCCCUGAAGAGCUAUUGAAGCCAAUCCUUGUGGGGCAGUCAUAUUUGCUAAGAGUGGGGCAACAAUGUUUGGCAAUUGGAAAUCCGUUUGGCUUUGAUCACACCCUCACUGUUGGAGUGAUUAGUGGAUUGAACCGAGACAUUUUUAGUCAAACUGGAGUCACAAUCAGUGGCGGAAUCCAAACAGAUGCAGCCAUCAAUCCUGGAAAUAGUGGAGGGCCCCUGUUGGAUUCCAAAGGAAAUUUAAUUGGGAUUAACACUGCAAUAUUUACUCAGACAG
Molecule: messenger RNA, 595 nt
Organism: Morus notabilis
Lineage: Eukaryota; Viridiplantae; Streptophyta; Magnoliopsida; Rosales; Moraceae
Product: protease Do-like 8, chloroplastic
Exons: 6
Biological process (GO): proteolysis
Molecular function (GO): serine-type endopeptidase activity
Source: RefSeq, a predicted model, not a curated record